This is a messenger RNA of Trypanosoma rangeli, 2004 nucleotides long. RefSeq lists its product as uncharacterized. The transcript has a single exon. The record is from RefSeq and is a predicted model, not a curated record. The coding region runs from base 1 to 2004 and encodes 667 amino acids. NCBI's taxonomy places the organism in Eukaryota, Euglenozoa, Kinetoplastea, Trypanosomatida, Trypanosomatidae.
AUGAACGACAACACUUCAACACUGUUCUCUGCUGAUGAGGUCAUUGCACCUGGUAAAUUCCCUCAGUACAUGCAGUUGCCCUCGCCAGUGUACUUCGUGCGGUGGGUGGACGACCACCACGCCAUUAUUGGCGCCGGCGGUGGCGGGAGACGGUUUGGAAUGGUCAACUUUCUCGCGCUUAUUUCAGUGGACACCACGCAGCAGCUGUGCGAGGCACCUUCGGGUAAGAAGCCACAAGUGCAGCUGCCACAAAAGGACCCACCACCCCCUCCGCAUCCAUGGAAGUUUGUUACGGCCAUUGACUUGGAGAGGGACAUACCAUGGUGUGCUUCUACCUUUGUGGUUUGCACCGAUGCGGCAGAGCUUGCGCGUGGUGUGGUGGGGCAUCUUGCGGUAAGUCACAUCACAUGCUUCACACUUGUUGAGGUGUAUCAAUGUUGCAAGACAAACAGUCUGGCGAUGCGGAGGCGUGCAUGUAUUGCGGUACCGUCAGACACAAAAAACCCUGACAAGAAGCCAAUUGCUCUUGUACAAGGGACCCUGGUUGUUGCACACGACGAAGGUGGGGUGCAGGUCUACAGCUUACACUCCCUUCUGCAACGUGUGCAGUCGCCAGAGGAGGAACAAGGAAUACGGAGGAAAGUCGAGACGAAUACCAAAACCCAGAAUGCAAGUCCCGCUGCAUCGGUGUAUGGUGAGGAACAACAUGCCGUCGUGGAAACACCAGGAAUAAUACGGGAGGCAGAACCUCUUGCUGUCUGGUCACUGCCUGCGCGUCUGAACGACCUUCACGCCAACCGAUUUUUUGUGCCUAAAAAAGGAAACGGAAGGGAGAAGUCGGGGAUGCGACCACACUCCGAUUACUUACUCAUUGUAGCCCUCGUCCAGGAUAAGACGCUUCGACUCGCAACAAUGAAGCUCUCUCGGAGAACCUCCGCCAUUGAUAAGGAGGGGAAUAAAAAUGUUAAUGGGCACACUAUAACCCAUCUUGUGGAUGCGUGUAUGUUUACUGGGAAGGACUGUCACAUUUCCUUCCCACUAAUGAAAUCUUCUAUGAGAUUAGUACAGAUAUUUGGGGUGGAAGAUGUGACUCCAACCAAGGCGGAGGAGUCUUGGAUGGAGGCACGCCGUCUACACUGCGAAACGGGUAUUCGAGGAACAAUGCCCAUUGCUAGUUUUAUUGUUGUGGUCUACGAUGUGUUGGGAAAUCACUCCUGCAUGUUAACGGCUCGAGUGUCCAGCACAGCCGCUGCUGCAAGUCGAGAUGCACUGUCCAAGGACUCUGAGACAGUCACCAAUGACGCCAAGAAACCUUCUAGGCAGCUUAAACUUCAAGUGUGCUUCGCCCCCCAGCCUUCACCUCUGAUAAACGAAGGUGUCACUUCAGUCAGCGCAUGCCACUACCGCGGAAGAUGCAAUGACUGCAACGCUUUAAAUGGGGAAGGAGUCGGAACUAACCUUCCUUCUCACUGGUUGGCCGGCACAGUGGAGGGCACCAUUCUAUCGCUGCUCUACACUGGUGAAGGCAGGUUUCAGACCCUGUCGAUUCGGCCGUCUAAAAGCAAAAGAGAAGCCGCACGAUUUCCAGCUUUGCAUCGCGAACCGAUUUCUUGCGUAGCAGUAUCAAAACAAAACGAUGUUUUGACGACGGAUAUAGCGCAGAAUGUAGUAGUGUCGGUGCUUCCACUUUGUCAGGGGUCAACCAUGAACCCAGCGCUUAGUGAGAGCAGGGGACAUUGUUUAGCGAAAGUCGAUGGGGCCGUGACGCGUGCGGCAGGUGCUGCAGUAACGGAGGUGGAGGACCUCACUUCUUUUGCAAACGACGGGAGGGAACUGGCCGUACAGCCGAAGUGCGUGGCUCUUUCACUUUUCCCAUCAGGUCAAAGGUCCAAGCCGUCGCUGUUGUCUCCACUCGGAUACACUGCCAUUUUGAGCGCAGGGCUGCUGGCGGUUGCAGUGGUCGCGCUGCUGAUGGCCAUGCUGGUGGCGUACUGGUUAUCCUAG